GCCAUGAUCUUGAAAAUGAAGUUGACGGAUCAUGUCCUUCGGAGUUUUCGUGUCGCUAAAGUGUUUAGAGAGAACAAUGAUCGCAUCAAUUACAUGAACUUUAACCCAAAUGGCGAAACUUUAAUCUCAAGUAGUGAUGAUGAUUCUAUUGUGAUCUAUGACUGUCAAAACGGAACGCCGAAAAGAACCCUAAACAGUAAAAAAUACGGAGUUGACCUCAUCCAGUUUACACACGCACCAAAUGCAGCUAUUCACAGUUCAACAAAAGUUGAUGACACAAUUCGUUAUUUAUCGUUACAUGACAACAAAUAUAUAAGGUAUUUCCAAGGUCACACAAAAAAAGUAGUGACUUUAAGUGCCUCCCCAAUCGACAAUAAAAUUCUGUCCGGAUCUUUGGAUAAAACGUUGAUGUUAUGGGACACUCGGGCAGAGAAGCAUCAGGGUUUGAUGCAUCUGACAGGACGACCUGUGGCAGCCUUUGAUCCUGAAGGCCUCAUCUUUGCUGCAGGGAUCAACAGUGAAGCAGUCAAGUUAUAUGAUGUGCGGUCCUUUGACAAGGGUCCUUUUGCAACAUUCAAACUGCAGCAAGACAAAGAUUGUGACUGGACAGGCUUGAAGUUCAGUCCGGAUGGUAAACUUAUCCUCAUAUCAACGAAUGGGUCGACAAUUCGGGUGAUUGAUGCGUUUGUUGGCUCUCCGUUACAAACAUUCAUGGGAGUACCCAACAACAAGGGAAUCCCAAUUGAAGCAUCCUUUAGUCCCGACUCUCAGUUUGUGUUCAGUGGCUCCACUGAUGGCAAGAUCUAUUGCUGGAAUACAGAGACGGGGUCUCGUAUUGCUAUCCUCAAUGCAGAGCACUCUGGUCCGGUGCAGUGUGUCCAGUUUAAUCCCAAAUACAUGAUGCUGGCUAGUGCCUGUGUAAACAUGGGUUUCUGGUUGCCUCAACUGGAUGAGUGAACACACUGCAUUCAACAUCAAUAUAGGAAGGACAAAAAUGAGAUUUCUUCAUCGUCUCAUUCAUACUAAUAAAUGUCUCAUCAAAGCAUCGCACCACUGCCAGAACGAGAGGGGUUGUACAGGAGAAGUUGCUGACUUGCUGUAAAUGCAUUGGUAGUUCAAAUGUGUAGAACUUUUGAGUGCAUUUGUAGCUAUAUGUAUAGUGUUGGACAACUUUAGAAGUAUGUGCAUGUACCAGUAGUGUGUGCAUACGUAUGCCAGAGCAUUACCAGAAACAGCAAGGACAUGUUAGUUAUUGAAAAUUGGAUGUACGUGUAUCAUCAAGUGGACUGGGUUCCACGGUUGGAUAGAGAGUGUUGUCAAUUGUUGGAAUUCAUCUACUGCCUGUAAAAUGCCUUUUAAUUUUACUUAUGAUGUUGUACCGUGGAUCGGUUUUGACUAGAAUGUAGUGGAAAGCAAAUUUUGAUAGAUUAUUCUGUUAUUCUCUAAACUAUGGACCUUUUUUGUCCUAAAGCAAAGAUUGUUAAACACCUCAUUGAUACCAUUGAAAACCGUCGUUUCAAAAGUACCAAGUCUGUCUUCAUUCAGUACAUGUAAACGAGGCAAUGUUGUCCCAUUUCAAAGUCUUAAUAUUUGUGGCACAUACAUGCAUAUGUAUUGAAUUGUAAAGCAGGGACAAGCUGGCCUACCUCAUUGAAAUAGUGCGUACAUGUGGCAUUUCUUGUUUAUAGCAAUUACACCAUCAGAUGUUCAUGUGGACUGUUAGUAAGAUUUGACUUAAAUCUACACGGUGGCCAGACAGAAUUUUUAGAUGACCCAUAUAUUUUCUAAUUUUCAUGAAAACUAACCGCUACAGCUUCUGACUAGAAGCGGCAAUGUUUUGUUAAAUUGUGGCACUCCGUAGAGUCUAAAGAGGCAAGUGCUUUUUCGUAUUGAUCAUGUUGACUGUAGUGAGUAGGAGUCUUCAGCAUUGUACAUUCUUCUUGUGAACUGAUCUUAAUGAACUUAGAAUAUUGAUUCAAGGUGUGGUGCAUAAUUUCCUUGGACCUGAUUCACCUGAAUGCAUAUGCUUGCACACAGUGUUUAAUCACUAAAAGCUCUUCCACGUGAUGGGAUUGAGCUUUCAUUGGGUGAAUUACAUGUCGAGGGCGAUUUGGCAUCAUCCACCUUGGCCGCGUAAUGAUUUACAUACUGUUAAGAUAUUCUUUUACUUUUGUACAUGUAUGACAAAAUAUCAGAAAUGGUAUAA
Molecule: messenger RNA, 2206 nt
Organism: Lineus longissimus
Lineage: Eukaryota; Metazoa; Nemertea; Pilidiophora; Heteronemertea; Lineidae
Product: WD repeat-containing protein 82-like
Exons: 8
Coding region: 4-957 (317 amino acids)
Cellular component (GO): Set1C/COMPASS complex
Molecular function (GO): protein binding; chromatin binding
Source: RefSeq, a predicted model, not a curated record